AUGCCAAGAGUUGGAAUUAAUGGCUUUGGUCGAAUUGGACGCAACGCAUUAAGAGCCGCACUAAAAAAUAAAGAUAUAACUCUCGAUUUUGUGGCAAUUAAUGAUUUAACAGACUCAGAAACACUUGCGCACCUGCUCAAAUACGAUUCGGUGCUUGGGGAACUUGAUGCUGAUGUCCAACCAACAAAUAACGGACUUAUUGUCAAUGGUAAAAAGAUAGUCGUCUUUUCUGAACGAGAUCCAACUGCGCUCCCUUGGAACACUUUAGGAAUUGAUGUUGUUAUUGAAUCGACAGGCUUUUUUACAGAUGGGAAGGAUGCAUCCAAGCAUCUGGACGCGGGGGCGAAAAAGGUGAUUAUCUCCGCACCCGCCGAGAAUGAAGAUAUCACUAUCGUGCUGGGGGUCAACGAGGAUAAAUACGAUAAAGAGAAACAUCAUAUUAUCUCUAACGCUUCCUGUACAACAAACUGUCUUGCGCCGCUUGCAAAGGUGCUGUUAGAAAACUUCGGUAUCCGUAGCGGUCUGAUGACAACUAUCCAUUCGUAUACAAAUGAUCAGCAAGUUCUGGAUCUGCCGCAUAAGGAUAUACGCCGGGGCCGUGCGGCUGCACUUUCAAUGAUUCCGACGUCCACAGGCGCGGCAAGCGCGAUUUCGUUGGUCAUUCCUGAGCUUAAGGGCAAAUUUGAUGGGAUGGCGAUUCGGGUUCCAACGCCGAACGUUUCUGUAGUGGAUCUCACCGUUGAUUUAGAAAAGAAAGCAAGUGUAGAAGAGGUUAAUGCGGUUGUGAAAAAAGCUGCAGAGGGAGAGCAACGAGGAAUUCUAAGUUAUUCAGAACUGCCGCUCGUAUCGGUUGACUUCAAGGGGAACCCGCAUUCGUCAAUCUUCGAUGCGGAGUUUACAAGGGUGAUCGAUGGCAAAUUGGUAAAAGUUCUCUCUUGGAGAAGAUGCGAACACCAAUCAUUUGUCGGUAAUUGGAAACUCAACAAGACCGUCCGUGAAGCGGCGGCACUUGUCACCUCACUUCAGACAUUGGUCGCUGAUGUCACUGAUGUCGAAAUCGUUGUUGCCCCUGUUUUCACUGGGCUUUCCGCAGUAGCACAGGCACUAGCAGGUGGAGAUAUUCGACUCGCAGCACAGGAUGUCUUUUGGGAAGACAGCGGCGCAUUCACGGGGGAAGUGUCGCCGGGGAUGCUCAAGGAUGUUGGUUGCGACUACGUGAUCAUUGGUCACUCCGAACGCCGACAAUAUUUCAGUGAGACAAAUGAAAACGCGAAAGCCUUGAGGAGCGAGAGGACUGGCAAAACCGGAGCAGUGGUCAAGGACCACGUUCUCAACGGAAUCGUUGGGUUAUCCGCAGAUCAGAUUACCUCUACAGUCAUCGCUUAUGAACCUGUCUGGGCAAUCGGGACAGGACACAAUGCAACUCCAGACCAAGCCCAGGAAGUUCACGCCCUUAUCAGAUCGCUCUUAUCAGAAAUCUACUCGCCUGAUGUGGCAUCGCAGGUCCGGAUUCAGUAUGGUGGAAGUGUCAAGCCGGACAACGCUGCUGCGUUGAUCGCGCAGCCCGAUGUGGAUGGUGCAUUGGUCGGCACGGCGAGCUGGGAAGCGGAAUCGUUUGCCCAAAUCGUCAAAGUUGUGUGCUGA
This is a messenger RNA of Geodia barretti, 1644 nucleotides long. Lineage: Eukaryota; Metazoa; Porifera; Demospongiae; Tetractinellida; Geodiidae. The record is from the annotation of a GenBank genome assembly.